ACCAAAAAAAGCAGACACUUUUAUUAGUAACACAACAAAAACAACAGAAAAAGAAAAUUAAAAAAAAAAAUAGCAAAAGAAUCUAGGCCUUUAAAUCCGAGAAAGAAGUCAUUUAAUUGAACGGUCAUGAUGGAGAGUUCCAUGACGCUUGGAUUCAGUGAGCAACAGUGCGUUGGGACAUUCCCACAGAGAGUAAAACAUUAUGUACAUUACAAUAUUGAAAUGAAAUACCGUUAAGAGAGGAGGGGGCGAGAGAGAGAAAUAAGACUGAGUUAGCAGCCACAGAAAUGGCGCGAGACCUUUGGAAGCAACCGAAGUUAGAGGGGGUUGUGAAGAAUGUCACUCCCUCGUUCCAUCCAAUCCACAUUCACUUUCCCAAUCACACUCCAAUUUUCCCUUUCUUUCUCCAUUCCCUUCCCUUCCUCAAUUUUCUUUUUUCCUUCUUUCUCUCCUUUACUGAUCCACUUUCCCAGAAAAACAAAGAAAAAAAAUGGCGUUCAUUGCCAUUUUUUCCUGUUUUAUCUAAAUCCCAUUUUUCUAUCUCCAUUCUCUUUUUCUUUUUUUUUCUUUUUUUUUUUUUUGUCUGUCAAAAGGGUCAUCUUCUACAACGUUAACUUUAUGUCAUAGACAGCUGGCUAGCUCAAGUUUUAUGAAGAUAAUAAUAUCCAUGAGUUCAUGAACUUUGGAGAUUGAAAGCAUAAAAAAAUGGGAACUCCAGUAAAUAUCAUUGUUGGUUCUCAUGUCUGGGUUGAAGACCCAGAAAUAGCUUGGAUUGAUGGACAAGUAACAAAGAUUAAUGGAAAAGAAGUUGAGAUCCAGGCUACCAAUGGCAAAAAGGUUGUCGCGAACUUGUCAAAAAUAUACCCAAAAGACAUGGAAGCUCCUGCUGGUGGAGUUGAUGACAUGACAAAACUAUCUUAUUUGCAUGAGCCUGGAGUUCUCGAGAACUUAAAGACUCGAUAUGAACUUAAUGAAAUUUAUACUUAUACUGGAAAUAUCCUUAUUGCCAUUAAUCCAUUCCAAAGAUUGCCUCAUAUCUACGAUAGUCACAUGAUGCAACAAUAUAAGGGAGCACCUUUUGGAGAGUUGAGUCCUCAUGUAUUUGCAGUUGCUGAUGUUGCAUACAGGGCAAUGAUUAACGAGACGAAAAGCAAUUCGAUUCUGGUCAGUGGUGAAAGUGGAGCAGGUAAAACUGAAACCACGAAAAUGCUUAUGCGAUACCUUGCCUUUCUAGGUGGUCGGACCGCUACUGAAGGACGGACCGUAGAACAGCAAGUUCUUGAAUCAAAUCCUGUUCUUGAAGCAUUUGGCAACGCUAAAACAGUUAGAAAUAACAAUUCCAGUCGUUUUGGUAAAUUUGUUGAGAUCCAAUUUGAUAAGCAAGGAAGAAUAUCUGGAGCUGCGGUCAGAACUUAUCUCUUGGAACGGUCUCGUGUUUGCCAAAUUUCUGAUCCUGAGCGCAACUACCACUGCUUUUAUCUUCUUUGUGCUGCACCACAAGAGGAAAUUGAAAAAUACAAGUUGGGAAACCCUAAAUCAUUCCACUAUCUUAACCAGUCAAAUUGCUACGAAUUAGUUGGUGUAAGUGAUGCCCAUGACUACCUUGCCACAAGGAGAGCUAUGGACAUUGUGGGAGUAAGUGCCAAGGAGCAGGAAGCUAUUUUCAGAGUUGUUGCUGCAAUCCUUCAUCUUGGAAAUGUAGCAUUUACUAAGGGAAAGGAAGUUGAUUCAUCAGUUCCAAAAGAUGAUCAGGCCAAAUUCCAUCUAAAAAUGACUGCAGAGCUUCUAAUGUGUGAUGCGGCUGCCUUAGAGGAUGCUCUAUGUAAGCGUGUCAUGAUCACCCCUGAAGAAGUUAUAAAGCGAAGCCUUGAUCCUCAAAGUGCAACAACUAACCGUGAUGGUUUAGCUAAGACAAUAUAUUCACGUUUGUUUGACUGGUUGGUGGAAAAAAUUAAUGUCUCAAUUGGGCAAGAUCCUAAUUCAAAAUCACUGAUUGGUGUCCUUGACAUUUAUGGCUUUGAAAGCUUUAAGAGUAACAGUUUUGAGCAAUUCUGUAUUAAUUUCACAAAUGAAAAGUUGCAGCAACAUUUCAAUCAGCACGUCUUCAAAAUGGAACAAGAAGAAUACACAAAAGAGGAGAUUAAUUGGAGCUACAUUGAAUUUGUUGAUAAUCAAGAUGUCUUGGAUCUUAUUGAAAAGAAACCUGGUGGAAUCAUUGCUCUUCUUGAUGAAGCUUGCAUGUUCCCGAAGUCAACACAUGAAACAUUUUCCAACAAGCUUUAUCAGACAUUCAUGAAACAUAAGCGCUUUAUAAAACCAAAACUUUCCCGAACGAAUUUCACCAUUGCUCAUUAUGCUGGAGAGGUCCAAUAUCAAUCUGAUCAAUUUUUGGACAAAAACAAGGACUAUGUGGUUCCUGAGCAUCAAGACUUACUGAGUGCUUCCAAAUGUAGUUUUGUAGCAGGCCUUUUCCCUCCACUUCCAGAAGAGUCAGCAAAAUCUUCUAAGUUUUCUUCAAUUGGUUCUCGUUUUAAGCUCCAACUGCAGCAGCUUAUGGACACACUUAAUUCUACAGAACCCCACUACAUUAGAUGUGUAAAGCCAAACAACCUUCUAAAACCAGCUAUUUUUGAGAAUGUCAACAUUAUGCAGCAACUACGUUGUGGUGGUGUUUUAGAGGCCAUCAGAAUUAGCUGCGCUGGAUACCCUACUCGCAAACCUUUCUUUGAAUUUAUCAAUAGAUUUGGGCUUCUUGCCCCUGAAUUCUUAGAAGGAAACUUUGAUGAAAAAGUUGCUUGCAAAAAUAUUCUGGAAAAAAUGGGGCUUAAAGGGUUUCAGAUAGGUAAAACAAAGGUUUUCUUGAGAGCUGGUCAGAUGGCUGAAUUAGAUGCACGUAGAGCUGAGGUACUCAGUAAUGCCGCAAAGACUAUCCAGCGUCGGGUACGAACGCAUCAGGCUCGCCAAAGAUUUAUUGCAAUGCGAAAGGCUGCCAUAGUUGUGCAAUCAUUAUGGAGAGGAAGAAUGGCUUGCAAACUUUUUGAUCAUAUGAAAAAAGAGGCAGCUGCUGUGAAAAUUCAGAAACAUGUGCGCAGGUACCAUGCCAGGAAAAAAUUCAGGAGCCUCCACAUGUCGGUGCUGGUCUUGCAAACUGGUUUAAGGGCAAUGGCUGCUCAUAAAGCGUUUAGAUUUAGGAAGCAAACCAAAGCAGCAAUAAUUAUUCAGGCUCGGUGGCGUUGUCAUAAAGCUGCCUCAUAUUACAAAAGACUCAAGAGGGGUUCAAUAGCUGCACAAUGCAGAUGGAGGGGAAGAAUUGCAAAGAGAGAACUGAGGAAGCUUAAGAUGGCUGCAAGGGAAACAGGUGCCCUUAAAGAAGCCAAGGAUAAACUAGAAAAGAAUGUGGAGGAACUUACUUGGCGUCUACAGUUGGAGAAACGUUUAAGGACUGACCUAGAAGAAGCAAAAGAAAAGGAGAUUGCAAAACUGCAGAAUUCAUUGCAAGAAAUGCAGAACAAAGUUGAUGAAACAAAUGGAUUGCUUGCCAAGGAACGAGAGGCUGCAAAGAAGGCAAUAGAAGAAGCACCUCCAGUAAUUAAAGAAACUCAAGUUCUUGUUGAAGAUACACAAAAAAUUGAUUCUUUAAAUGCAGAAGUAGAGAACCUAAAGUCCUCAUUGGAUUCAGAGAAGCAAAGAGCUGAUGACUGUGAAAGAAAAUACAGUGAAGUUCAAGAGACUAGUGAAGAGCGGCGUACAAAAUUAGAAGAAACAGAGAAGAAAGUUAGUCAGCUCCAGGAAUCACUAACAAGGCUAGAAGAGAAGCUUACUAAUUUAGAAUCAGAGAAUAAAGUUUUACGUCAACAAGCUGUGUCCAUGGCACCUAAUAAGUUCCUCUCAGGCCGUUCCAGAUCAAUUAUUCAGAGAGCUGAAGGUGCUCAUAUUCCAGGGGAAGUGAAGCCGGCUAUGGAACUACAUAGCUCUUCAAUAAACCAUAGGGAAUCUUCUGAAGUUGAGGAUAAGCCUCAGAAAUCACUCAAUGAAAAACAACAGGAGAAUCAGGAGUUGCUCAUUCGUUGUAUUGCGCAACAUCUUGGCUUUUCUGGAAACAGACCCAUUGCUGCUUGUAUCAUAUACAAAUGCCUUUUGCAGUGGAGAUCAUUUGAAGUUGAAAGAACUAGUGUCUUUGACAGGAUUAUACAGACCAUAGGGAAUGCCAUUGAGACACAAGAUAACAAUGAUAUCUUGGCAUAUUGGUUAUCCAAUGCCUCAACGCUUCUCUUACUACUCCAACGCACUUUAAAAGCAAGCGGUGCUGCAGGAAUGGCUCCCCAACGUCGUCGAUCAUCAUCUGCUACUCUGUUUGGACGGAUGACCCAAAGUUUCCGUGGAGCUCCACAAGGAGUCAAUAUGUCCUUGAUAAAUGGUGGCAUUGGUGGGGGAGUCGAUAGUUUACGACAAGUUGAAGCCAAGUACCCUGCUUUACUUUUCAAACAGCAGCUCACUGCCUAUGUUGAAAAGAUUUAUGGGAUGAUUCGAGAUAACUUAAAGAAGGAAAUUUCUCCAUUGCUUGGAUUGUGCAUCCAGGCACCAAGAACAUCCAGGGCAAGUUUGGUUAAAGGAUCAUCAAGAUCAGUAAACACUGAGGCCCAGAGAGCUUUGAUUGCUCAUUGGCAAGGCAUUGUCAAGAGCCUCGGAAACUUCUUAAAUACUCUGAAAGCAAAUCAUGUACCUCCAUUCUUAGUUCGUAAAGUUUUUACACAAAUAUUUUCCUUCAUCAAUGUUCAACUAUUCAACAGCCUUCUUUUAAGACGAGAAUGCUGUUCGUUUAGCAACGGUGAAUAUGUUAAAGCUGGACUGGCUGAACUGGAGCAUUGGUGUUACAAGGCAACGGACGAGUAUGCAGGUUCAGCUUGGGAUGAGCUCAAGCAUAUAAGACAGGCUAUUGGCUUCCUGGUCAUACAUCAAAAACCGAAGAAAACACUAGACGAAAUAAGUCAUGAUCUGUGCCCUGUUCUUAGCAUACAGCAGCUGUAUCGGAUUAGUACAAUGUACUGGGAUGACAAAUACGGCACGCAUAGUGUGUCCACGGAUGUGAUAUCCAACAUGAGAGUGUUGAUGACAGAAGAUUCCAACAACGCCGUGAGUAAUUCUUUCCUGUUAGAUGACGAUUCCAGCAUACCAUUUUCAGUAGAUGACAUAUCGAAAUCCAUGGAACAAAUUGACAUAUCUGACAUCGAACCACCACCUCUAAUUCGUGAGAACUCAGGCUUUAGUUUCUUGUUGCCACGCUCAGAUUGAUUAAUUUUUUAAUCACAUUAUCAUGGCUUUUCCUCAAGCAAGCGGUAGAUUCAACUUCAACAAUAUUAGCAGUGGCAUAGCUCCCAGUAAAGAUAUUGGAUUCUUUUUUUUUUUUAAAUUCUGUUGUAUAACUAGCUCAUUAAUCUUUAGUCAAGGAAAUGAAAUUAAUUAAAGGCAUAGAGCAGUUUUCUACCACAUGCUAUCUGUUAAUUAUUUAUAUAUUUAUUAUAUUUUAGUUCUCU
Molecule: messenger RNA, 5534 nt
Organism: Ziziphus jujuba (common jujube)
Lineage: Eukaryota; Viridiplantae; Streptophyta; Magnoliopsida; Rosales; Rhamnaceae
Product: myosin-11
Exons: 38
Coding region: 706-5292 (1528 amino acids)
Biological process (GO): pollen tube growth; actin filament organization; vesicle transport along actin filament
Cellular component (GO): vesicle; cytoplasm; myosin complex
Molecular function (GO): actin filament binding; microfilament motor activity; ATP binding
Source: RefSeq, a predicted model, not a curated record